Molecule: messenger RNA, 1456 nt
Organism: Rhipicephalus sanguineus (brown dog tick)
Lineage: Eukaryota; Metazoa; Arthropoda; Arachnida; Ixodida; Ixodidae
Product: hemicentin-2
Biological process (GO): cell-cell adhesion
Cellular component (GO): cell-cell junction
Molecular function (GO): cell adhesion molecule binding
Source: RefSeq, a predicted model, not a curated record
AUGAAGGGCGCUCUGGGCCAGAGCACCGAGAACAAGCGGGUGCGCGUCGGCUCUCCCGACGCAACCGUAGAGCGCCAGCCGCGAGGGAGCGCAGCGACGACACGGAGUGGCGGCACCGAUGAGAAGCCGCACCCUCCACGGCUAGAGGAAGGCACCCAGCCUCUGACCGGGCAGUUCAAGACCAAGGCGGGCGACCUGCGGAGGUUCCAGUGCGUGUCGCGCAAGGGGAACCCCCCAGCGUCGCUUCGCUGGCAGCUGGACGGCCAGGACGUGACCGCCCUCGCCAACCAGACCAACCAGACUGACGUCGAGAAGCGCGGUACGUGGCAGGCCCUGUCCGUGCUCGACUACACCUUCGUCAAGGAGCACAACGGCCGGGAGCUGCGCUGCGUAGCCUACCACGGCGCCUACGAGGACCCGUCUGGCGGGCCGGGACAUAGGGACGUCAGCGUGAUCCUCGACGUCAUGUACCCUCCGGAGAUCAAGUACGAGGGUCAUCCUCGGGAGGAGGUCGAGGAGGGCGGCUCGCUAACGCUGAACUGCGUGGCGGACGCCAACCCGCCGGCGAACAUCCUGUGGCGCAAGUCGGGACAGUCGAGCAUCUACGACAUCAACAACAGCAUCCACUUCCCUUCCAUUCAGCGCACAGACUCCGGCGUCUACAGCUGCUCGGCCAAGAACGACUUCGGAGAGAGCACCGAAAUACAGGUCACCGUCAACGUCAAGUACAGGCCAAAGAUCAUCCAAGUGGACCCUUCAUCACCAGCCACAUUCAAUGUGGACGAUGUCAUGGCGUUGCACUGCGUUGCGGAAGGAAACCCUGUGCCAAAGAUCACGUGGCUACAACAGAAUGGCAGAGACCCCAACGUGUGGAACAUCCGUGGUCGCAACGCCACGCUGAUGGUUGCAAACGCCAGCUACAGUCACCAGGGCGUCUACCGCUGUGAGGCGAGCAACGUGGUCAAGAACCAGCCCUAUCGCGUCCAGUCGCCAGAAGUGCGCAUCGACAUCCGAGGUCCUCCUCAGAUAAUGGUGGAGAGCAUGAAGACCCGUCCUGUUGUGGUUGCCAGCAAGGAGGAGGACGCGGCGGUCACGGUCGUGUUCUGCGCCGACCCCAAACCCGUGGAGACCUUCUGGGGAUGGGGCUCCUACAAGCUCAAGACGGGCAGUGCCCUCGGACGCUUCGUGGCAGAACCCCUGCUGUCGGACGAAGAGCUGCAGGACUGUUACGAAUCUCGCCUGCUCAUUCAGAAGGUCGAGAGCGACGACUCCCGAAAGUUCACGUUGUAUGUGGACAACGGGAAGGGCAAGGCUUCGUACACGGUGUCAUUAGAAGUGAAGGAACCACUGGCAAUGACACUGGUCAUCGCUAUUGCCGUGGGUGGCGUCGUCUUCCUGAUUAUCUUCCUCACCCUCUUCGUGUACCUCGUGAGGUCAGAAAAGAUGUGCUUCAGAC